Molecule: messenger RNA, 1323 nt
Organism: Trichoderma asperellum CBS 433.97
Lineage: Eukaryota; Fungi; Ascomycota; Sordariomycetes; Hypocreales; Hypocreaceae
Source: RefSeq, a predicted model, not a curated record
UCUGUGCCUUGCAUACACGUAAGGAUUGGUUGGGGGCCUGGAUUUAUCUCUUACUGUUUAGAGUAAAGCUGGUUGCUAUACCUAAGCUGGGCCCUUGCUCUUGUCAACAGGCCGGAACUUCUUGCAGCACGUUGCUUUGCGACUUGUAUUAUUACAACCACCUCUUUUUCGCGUUGAAUGUUGCAAGCGGGCGCUGCUUCCACUGUAGCAGAGACAGACGAUACCAUCUCUAGCCUUGGUCUUGGUCUUGGUCUUGCGCAGCCAGUGCUCUCAUCAUAGCUCAGCAACAGCAAGGCUCAAUGCGCGCAACCCUGCCCGCUUCCUGAAACAGCGUCAACUUCGUCUAUUUUUUUUCACUUUGCAUUGCUUGUUCACCUCAUUUAUCAUCCUGUCUCGCAUUAUUCCAUAAACCACACACACUCCAAAACCCUCCCCUGAUCGCCAUCAUGGGUUCGUCAAGCCUCCUCGAGCAGUUCGGCGACGCCGUCAGUCAAAGCGGCCGCUCGUCUCGUCACCACCACCACACCAGCAGCCGCCGCCACAGCCACAAGAAGCGUCGCUCGCACUCUGAGUCGCGCUCGCCGCCGCCGCGCUCCCGAUCAAGAUCCAGAUCCAGAUCCAGAUCUCGCUCCCGGACCCGUGGCGGUGGGAUUUUCGGCGGCGGUGGCAGCAGCUACCGCAAGAACAAUGGCUCGCGCGGCUCGUUCUUCGGCCUGGGCGGCAACAACAGCCGCUCCAGCCUGUUUGGAAACCGCCGCCCUUCGUACUAUAAGCGCUCUCCCCGCGAGGGCUUCAUGCAGCGCUGCCUCAAGCAGCUCAAGCGCCUCCUCCGCGACCUCCAGCACUACGCCAAGCGCCACCCGUGGAAGGUCUUCUUCCUCGUCAUCGUGCCUCUCGUCACUGGAGGUGCCCUGACCGCGCUGCUCGCGCGCUUCGGCCUCCGCAUCCCGCCAUCUAUCGAGCGCAUGCUGGGCGUGGCCAAACGCGCCGCAACUGGCGAUCCCUUUACCGCCGUCAACGACGCUGUCCGCAUGGCGGGCGAGUACGGCAACGGCAGCAGCAAUGCCGUCCAGUCGUACGUCCGGGGAAGUCGCGUCGAGCGCGGCCGCAGCGGCGACAUGCGGUGGGAGCGCAAGGCCAGCUACUACGAUGACAUCGAGCGACAAGGCGGCGGCUUGGUAGAAGGCAUCCGCAACGGCGUAUCGAAGUUCUUUUCAUGAGAUGAGAACGUUGUCUAAACACCUUUUGCAAAGCCGAAGCGGGAGUCUUGCAUACAAGCACUGAAUUUGAUGAUGUGACCCUGUGCUCACAAUGGUGUGGCGU